AUGAACUUCAACAAGGGCGCUGGUAAUCCUGGCCAAGGGUCAGCUCAGCAGUUUGCAGGUGGCCGUCAGAGGCUAAAUCCCGCAAUGCUUCCACCGCAAUUCCAGCACCUUACUCCACAACAGUUGCAAGAGUUGGAAAACACUCCCCAGUUCCAGAACGCCAUUCGCCAGUACUACCAAAAACAACAAAUGUUUCAGCAACAGCAAGCUUUGCUUAGACAACAGCAUGGCGGUAUGGCUCAGGGCAUGGGGCAACAGAUGCCUGGUCAACCUAACCAGAAUCUAGCACAACAAAACCCAAACCAGCGUAUGGUAAACAGAAACAUUCCACCUGGCUUUAUUCCACAGAACCAACAGGCACAGCAGCAACUUCAGGCACAAAGAGCCAAUCUUCAAGCUCAAGCCCAGGCUCAGGCCCAGGGACAGAUGCCAAACCUGGGUCCUAUGGGUGGUCCUCAAGGACAAGUGCAGAUGCCAGGAUCCAUGCAAGGAGGAAAUAUGAAUAAUCCAGCUGCUGCCGCUGCCGCUGCUGCUGCGGCCGCUGCUUCUCUGCCCAACUAUAGCAAUGUUCAAAAGAUGGGCGGGCAGUUCCCUCCACAAGGUGGAAACCCUCAGGCUCAGAUCCCGAUGGGAGGACAACCAGGACAAAGCCGAGGCAGUCUAUACGGAGGUGUUGGAGGAAUUCCAGACCCCUCUGGUGCUUCAGCUGCUGGGGCUCCUGGCGCGGCUGGCAUGAACGGCAUGCUGACCAUUCCUGGUCCAAUGACUGGCACUUUACCUGUGACUGCUAGACCAGGAGGUUCUGUAAGUCAAGCUCAGCAAAGCGGGAAGCCUUCGAAGUUUGGCAGCAAUGAGGAACCUGAGUAUCCUCCUGGAUUUGGCCCCGAGUCUUUAUCAAAGCUUCCAUUGAAGCAGCUUUCGUCUCUUGAUGAAUGGUCGCAGAAACUCGCCGAAGAAGGCAAAGAAGUGCCUGUUGAUCUUAAAGUCUAUGAGGACAUUAUCCAAAAAGAUAGCUCGUUCCUCAAGAACUCGCAGCUACAACUGAAGAAAAACAAGAACAUGAUAGAGAAGAUGGGCCGUGACAUCAAAACAUACAACACCAUCAAGCAGCUUCGUAUGAACGCCAUCAACGCAUCUGACAAAAACCAAUACAAUAACAGCAUCUGGGGUGAAGGCUACCUGGGCUACGGAAACGGCAUAAGUAACACCUCGACCCAGGUGAUCUUGCCUCAAAACAAUAAGCCUUUUUCUAGAGUGCCUGACAUUGGAUACACGGAGAAGCAAUUAAAUGAUUCGGUGUUAAGGAGUUUGAAGUCUGGCAAAAACAAGCCUUUGGUGCCUAUCCGUCUAGACUUUGACCAGGAGAGAGACAGGUUCAAGCUUCGAGACACCUUUUUAUGGGACUUGAGUGACGAUACCUACAGAAUUGAGAACUUCGUUCGUACUCUCAUCGAGGAUUACAAGUUUAUCCCCGAACUGCAUUUCCAUUCGAUCAUUAAUGCUGUCAAUGAGCAGAUUAAGGAUUUCAAGCAAAUAGUGGACAACCCAAUGGGUGAGUUAAGAGUCCCAAUCAAGAUUGAUCUUAUAAUCAACAACACACAGUUCACUGAUCAAUUUGAAUGGGACAUCUUAAGUCUUAGUGAAAAUGACCCAGAGGAGUUCGCUUCCAUUCUCUGUGAUGAGAUGAGUCUACCUGGUGAGUUCGUCACAGCCAUUUCAUUCAGCAUUCGUGAACAGAUGCAACUCUAUCAUAAGGCAUUGUUCCUUGUUGGUUACGGUUUCGAUGGGUCUCUUGUCCGUGAAGAUGAGAUCCGCUCGCACUUGCUUCCGCCCUUGCGUGUGAUUAAUAACAGCGAACCUGGUGAACCAGUGGAGGACUUCAUCACCACAUUACGUAACCCAGCAUUGGUCGCCGACUACUCGCCAGCCUUAUCGAAACUCACCCAGCUUGAUGUUGAGAAGAUUGAUAAGGAAAUGGAGAGAGAAUCACGUCGUCGUAGACGCCACAACAACGAUUUCAGCUAUAACGAAAACGGACCUAGCAUGGGUGUUAACAGGGGAACUGCUUCCAGAAGAAGCGGGCUUCAUAUUGGAAGAGGUGCCAAGACCACGCUACCCGAUCUCACCGAGAUACCCAAAACGUUCCGUACGCCCAUGCCUUCGAGUAUCUUGCCAGGAGGCAUUGAUCUUGGAGUUCCAGAGAUUUAUGGAUACAAUGAGCUCAUUGUCAACAGAACUCAAGUCAGAAAUCCCGACUACAAGCCUCCAAACGUUGAGCUUGUGACUACGUCUCGUGACAGUGGAUCUUUCUUCGUGAAGAUCAAACUCCCACGCAGAUUUAAUGCUUAG
Candidozyma haemuli is the source of this 2349-nucleotide messenger RNA. RefSeq names its product Snf5p (gene SNF5). Bases 1 to 2349 code for a protein of 782 amino acids. Gene Ontology annotation, biological process: regulation of transcription by RNA polymerase II; chromatin remodeling. The transcript has a single exon. NCBI's taxonomy places the organism in Eukaryota, Fungi, Ascomycota, Pichiomycetes, Serinales, Metschnikowiaceae. Gene Ontology annotation, molecular function: transcription coregulator activity. The record is from RefSeq and is a predicted model, not a curated record. Gene Ontology annotation, cellular component: nucleus; SWI/SNF complex; nuclear chromosome.